This is a messenger RNA of Drosophila virilis, 2004 nucleotides long. Its product is annotated as prolyl 4-hydroxylase subunit alpha-2. Lineage: Eukaryota; Metazoa; Arthropoda; Insecta; Diptera; Drosophilidae. Gene Ontology annotation, cellular component: endoplasmic reticulum. The record is from RefSeq and is a predicted model, not a curated record. Gene Ontology annotation, biological process: peptidyl-proline hydroxylation to 4-hydroxy-L-proline. Gene Ontology annotation, molecular function: protein binding; procollagen-proline 4-dioxygenase activity; iron ion binding.
GCAGAAACACGGCUAAAAUGUUAUUCUUGGCCGCACAAGGUAAGCUCGGAGCGCUGCUGGCUGUGCUGCCAUUCUUGGUUUGGUAUGGUGCCUCUGCCGAGUUCUACUCGUCUAUACAUGCGAUGUCCAGGGUGUUUGGCUAUGAGCAGCAAAUGUUGCAGCACAUGCAAAAAUUCAUAGCUGAUAAUGAAAGCAAAUUGGAUUUUCUGAGAGCGCGACUGGACGAAUUCGAGCGCGAGCGCAACGAGGCGCAACAAUGGGGGGUGGCAUAUUUUAAGAGUCCGUUGAACAAAUAUUUGCUGAGCAAACGCCUGACGCGGGACUGGCAACACAUUGCGAAUCUCAUGGCAGCCGCAACCGGCAAAAAGCCACUGGUACGCCUGCAGCGCUUGCGCCAGCAAGAGCACAUGCCGAACGCCCAGGAACUGGAGGGCGCCAUCGAUGGUUUGCUGCGCCUACAAUCCAUUUACAGGUUACAGACCAGCCAUGUGGCUGCUGGCAUACUCGAUGGCGUGCCUUAUGGUACUCAGCUAAACGCCCAGCACUGUCUAGACAUAGCCCAGCAGGCACUGCGGGAUGAGCAUCUGCAGCUGGCACACGCCUGGCUGCUGGAGGCGAACAGUCGUCUGUCAAACAGCGAUCAAGCCAGGCUGCAGCCCCUCAUUUUGGCGCAACUUGGGCAAGUCAAAGCCAGGCUAACUCAUAUUGCUGGCGUCAAUGGUACCCUGCAGAGCCUUAAGGAACUGGAGCCAGGCAGCGAGAGGUAUAUAAAUAACUAUAAAGACUUUCAGCCACCAUCUGAUGAGCUGAACCCAGUCGAGGAGCAUCCCCCUUUGCCCGAGAAUCUAACGGAGUUAAGCGAGUUCGACUUGUAUCGCUACACCUGCAAUGGUCAUAUAAAACCCACGCCGGCGGAACUCCGUCAGUUGCGCUGUGGUUAUAUGACUGAGACGCAUCCCUUUUUGCUGCUGGCUCCGCUGAAGGUCGAGGAGCUGAGUCACGAUCCGCUGCUUGUGCUCUACCAUGACGUCAUCUAUCAGAGUGAAAUUGAUACACUAGCUAAGCUAACUAAAAAUAAAAUUCAUCGUGCCACGGUAACUGGCAAUAACGCAUCCGUGGUGUCCAACGCACGCACCAGCCAAUUCACCUUCAUCCCGAAGACGCGGCACAAAGUAUUACGCACCAUCGAUCAACGGGUGGCAGACAUGACGGAUUUAAACAUGGUUUUUGCGGAGGAUCAUCAGUUGGCCAACUACGGCAUAGGCGGUCACUACGCCCAGCAUAUGGACUGGUUCUCCCCGAAUGCCUUCGAAACCAAACAGGUUGCCAACUCAGAAAUGGGCAAUCGCAUUGCCACCGUCUUGUUCUAUCUCACCGAUGUGGAACAGGGUGGUGGCACCGCAUUUCCCGUCCUAAAGCAAUUACUGAAGCCCAAGAAAUAUGCGGCCGCAUUUUGGUACAACCUACACGCCUCGGGCGCAGGCGAUGUGCGGACCAUGCACGGCGCCUGCCCCAUUAUUGUCGGCUCCAAGUGGGUGCUCAAUCGCUGGAUACGUGAGUUCGUGCAGUCGGAUCGCCGGCCCUGUUACUUGUGGGAUGACUCGCAGGUCAGGCUAAAUCAACUUUUAGAGCUAAAUGAGAGCCAAAUCGAGUGAAUUAGCUAUUGCUUAGACAACGUUCUGAAUAAGUAAAAUAAACUUUGUUCAAUCGCUGAAGAUUCUUCAGCUGAUUUUAUUUGGUUUUAUUUUUUUUUGCCACUUAUACAUUCAUAAUUCAAUUACAUUCAAUUCAACAUUAAUAUGUAUUUGCAUAAUUGCUAGUUAGUUACUUUGACUUACGCCUUCCAUACGCCACGUGGGCCAACAAAAAUAAUUGCCUUUGGCUUGCAGCUGCAAGUGUCUGUUUUAAAAUCUGCUUCAGUUACAAAACUGACAAAACUUUGCUAGUGCUUUGAUUUCAAUUAAUAUAUAUAUGUUUUCAUAAAUAUGUAUGUGUAUUUGUAUA